Messenger RNA from Patella vulgata (common limpet), 6850 nucleotides. Its product is annotated as kinetochore-associated protein 1. Gene Ontology annotation, biological process: mitotic spindle assembly checkpoint signaling; mitotic sister chromatid segregation; protein localization to kinetochore involved in kinetochore assembly. NCBI's taxonomy places the organism in Eukaryota, Metazoa, Mollusca, Gastropoda, Patellidae. The transcript is spliced from 56 exons. Bases 32 to 6082 code for a protein of 2016 amino acids. The record is from RefSeq and is a predicted model, not a curated record. Gene Ontology annotation, molecular function: small GTPase binding. Gene Ontology annotation, cellular component: kinetochore microtubule; RZZ complex; cytoplasm.
AGAAAAUCUGGGUGCACUUCUAAAAAAUCAGAUGAAAUUAGAGAGGAUAGAAACAAAUAAAUAUCAUACAAUAUCUACAACAGAGAUUAUAUCUUAUAAACAUCACUUUUAUACUUUUGGUAAAGGAGAUUGUAUUAUCUGUAAAUGGUCGUUUGAAGGAGAUGAGGUUAGAUUAAUUAAUGAAGAAGGCAAUAUUUAUGGAGAUGAUACUGGAAUUGUUCUUGCUAAGUUGUCGUCAGAUGGUAAACAUUUAUUCACAGUUAAUGAGGAUAGAAUACUAAGUAUGUGGAAUACGCAAAUAUUUGUAAUAGCUAGAAUAUGGCAUGAUAUUGUUAUCAUGGAUUUCCAACUGCUAGAAACAAGUGAAAUCAAAAAUAAUGGAACUGAAGGGAUGAAAUUGGUUAUUCUUACAAAAGACACUAAAAGUUCUGUAUUAUCUGUACAAGAGCUACCAUCUUUAAAUACUGUCUAUACAUUACAAUUAAAUGAAUUUACCUAUAUUGCCAAUUGUAAUCCCUACCAGGAAUCAUUGUAUGUAGCUGAAGGCUGUUGUGAGGAAAGUAAUUCGACUACUAUAGAAACAAUAAGAUAUAGAUGUUUAACUGAAGCUAGACCAGAAACAAGAUUGAGUCGAUUAUUAAACAAGAAAUUAUUUGAGCAAGCUGAAGAAUUUGCAAAGAAAUUUAAUCUAGAUGUUGAGCUGGUGUAUGCUGUUAAAGUUCAUGAUAUCUUAGAUCAAGUAGCAUCAUGGAAUAGUAGCAACCAUUCUUCUGAAUCUAUUGACAAUAUGAUAGAAGACCUAUGGCGAUGUUUAGAUCUGAUUACAGAUGAUCUGCAGAUUGCUGAAUCUUGUAUGAAGGCUGCUUUACCAACAUAUCACGAGACAAACAAACUUCUACAAUACUGUAAAAAUAGGUUGAUAAAGUUGGCAUCAACAAAGCCCUCACCAGAAACCGCACAAAGACAACAGAAUCUACUAACAGAAGUUUUAGAAAUUUUACAUAGAUUUCUAACCUAUAGAAUAAUAUAUGGUAUUGAUGAAUACAGUGCAUCUGAUUGGGAUAUUUUUAUGAAUGCUAAUCUAUUAAAGAAUAGUAUUAAUGCACUUAGUAGAGGUCAACAACAUAUAACCAUAACUCUCUGGAAGAGACACAAGACGGAAUGGAACAAAAUGAUGAAUGUGAAAGUGAUUCAACAGUUGUUGCAUACUAUACCAGUUGAACUUUAUGCUAAUGAACUAAUUGAUUGGUUUAAGGAUGAUCUUAUACCUUACAUAAGUACAACUAUUCCCUUAGCUAUGAAAUUGGUGGUUAACUGGAUUCUAGAUAAGAUUACCAACAUGGAACUUUUAGAAAAGAAAGGCUGGCCUUUAAAUGCUCUGCAAUUCGGACAAACGUUAUAUAAGAAAAUUAGUGAAGUUUUACAGAUAAAUCUAACAGAUUCUGUUUCACCUGCUGAUAAUGCUGCUAAGACAGAGAUAAACAGUAAAUAUGAUGUUCAGCCAUUAUGUUCAAUGGUGAUAGAUUUACAAAAUCUCUAUAAUCUAGAGAUUAAAAACAGUUGUCGUCUGUCACUAGCUCAGUUUCAACAGGAAACAACAGAAUCUAUAACAUUUCGUAUGUUAGAUCAGAUAAAAGCUGCAGAAUUAAUCGUACCAGCCUUGCAGAGACAAAUUAUUCCAUAUCUAGAAGAACAUGAUUUAGAUGUAGAUUAUAUUUUAUCACGAUAUGUGAAGGAUCUGGUGGAGAGAUGUGGACAUAUUCGACCAACUUUAGGAACAUCUUUAUGGGAAUCUAAAACAGAGGCAAUUAUUGGUGUUAUAAAAGAUAAAAGAGAAAAAUGUUUAGCAAUAUUAGAUAUUAUGAGGAUAGCACCACUACCAUGGACGGAAGAUACAGAAAAAAUGAUUCAAUCUGGACUAAAACUUAAUCAUCCCAUGGUGGUGGAAUUAAAAGAACAAUGUCGAUUGGUAGAAGUGAAAAAACUAAUGUACAAAUAUGGUUUGAAGAAUAUGGAAGUUCCAUCUCAAGACAAGGCUGCGCAUCUAAUAAAGUAUAUGUUAAAAAGAGAUUUACCUACAGCAGUAGAAGAUGCUAUAAAAGUAUCAGAGGCAUUAGAAUUAACAUGUAAAGUGGAAUUAUAUAAAGUUAGAGCUUUAUUCCUUAUAGAAGAAAAUAGGAUAUCAGACUAUGUUAAGUUACUACGAUCACUACCAUCAGAUCUAGCUACUUCUACAGGUCAACAUAUAGUCAACUAUACUCUUCUACUAGAAGAUACUAAACUAGAAUAUUUUGAGGUAUCAAGGCAGAAGAAGAAAUCAUAUACAGAAGCUGCUGUAGCUACAGCAACAUAUCUACAGACAUUAGUUCAUGAUGCCAUGGAAAUAGAUGAAUGGAAGAAUCUACAAAAAAUAUUUCACAAUAUACUAGCAUUACAGUGUGAAUAUGGAGAGUAUAUGACAGUUGAACAAUAUAAAGAUGAAAGUUAUAGAGAAGAUGUUAUAUUUAUAUCACAUGCUGUUAAAUUCUUCACAGCCUCAUCUUCUACAGAUAAUAACAAGAAAGCUGUCAAUUAUUUUGAAAUCUACAGAUUAGCCGACUUGUUAAUGAUACCACGAGUCAAGUUUCAGAGUCGACUAGCUGUAUAUGCAGCCAAUAAAGGUGAUAUCAGUACAGCAGUUAAUCUGUGCAAUAAAUUAUUUGACUGCGAUCCCUCACCAGUGAAAGAAAAAGCUAUAUUUCAAGUAUGUCAAGCCUUUAUCAAAUUAUUGUCAGAUUGUGAUAUGGAAUUAGAUGAGAUACGUACAUUACCUGAAAUAGCUUAUCAACUCGCAUCUCAAGCACUUACAGAAUGCUCACAAGACAGACUAUGUGAAUAUUUAGAGCUUAGUAAAUCAACUCAUCUAUUAACUAGUAUCAGUAAUGAAUGUGAAGCUACAGGACUAACACUGAUAAAUAAUAGAAAUACCAGAAAACCGAGUGUAAGUGGAAAGAGUAAAGAUGACAGAUAUAAAACAUGGACGUUUGAUACAUCAUUUAAAGAAGAUUCACUUGUCAUGAAUUCAGCUAUUGUUUUACCAUUAGUAGCUAAUUUCCUAAAAACCAAUCCAUUCUUGAAAAUAGAAUCCGUAGAACAAGCUGAUUCUAGUAUGUUAGAAUCCUGUUUUAAUGCAUCCAUACUUUUAAUUCAACACCUAAAAGGAAACAGCCAUUUUGAAUUAACUUUCAGAAUUGUGAUGUAUAUCAUCUCUAUGGAGAUGCAGAUUCUUGAUGUGAGCUUCCUAGAAACUAAGGACGAAUUAGCAACCUUGAUCAAAAAAAUUGAAAAAGUAGAGCAGAAGUAUUUCCCUUUGAUUAAAGAAUUAUUGUUUGGAAUUCUGGCAAAGUUGUUUAACUGUACAAAAGUUGACCACAAAUUAGGUUUGGCCUGUUUUCUUACAUUACCCAACAAGAUAUGUACGGAAACCAUGAAGAAAAUGAUGUCAUCUGCUGGGCUAAAUUAUAAAAAAUUGAUGGCUGUAGCUACAGUGGGUAUUGGAGUUGGUGAAAUAUAUAAUGAUCCUGCGAUAAUACAAAUUUGUCAACAACUUGAGACUAAUGGUACUUGGGGUCAUAGGUUAGGUAAAUUCAAGAUUCCUUUCAAAGAUGCUUUUACUGGUGGAUUUACUGAAAAAUUAAAAGUUAUAACCCAGUUUGCGCAGAGUGGGGUAGCUGAUGUUGACACCAUUAAACAGUUUUGCAAGGCAUUUAAUCUUGAAAGAGAUGAUGGUUUAUAUGUGUAUUUAGAAAAUGUUUUAACUAAAGAAAAUUCUGUCUGGGAUGUUGAAGAUACCAAGAAAUUACGGACAAGGUUGUCCAAGGCUAGCGAGAUUAUUGAAGCUGUUAAAGAAAAGGGAACUCUCAGAAAAAAGUUGAAACAGAUUCUUCUGAAGACAAGUUUAUAUGAUUAUGAAUCAUUAGAGUUUAUACUGACAGAACUUAAUAGAUUUGAUGUUGAUCCAAAUACUCAACAGGGUUUAGAAUUGUUACAUUAUUUAAAAGUUUAUAAGAGACGUGGAACUCCAUCAGAAGAAGAAUUAAAAUAUGAUUCAGACAAUGACCGUUUAGAGCUUUCAACUGUAUUAGGUACAAUACCAGCGAUAGGAAAGACAAGAAUGCCUUAUCAUCUUCUCAUGGGUGAGAAGUCAUGGAAUAUAAUCACUCCAGAGUUAGAUAGCAGUUCAGUUAAAAUGUGGAUACCUAUUGCCCAUGUAUUGAAGCUAAAAGUAGAUGAGAUUUAUCUAAUAGCUGUACAGAACAUGGUGAUAAAACAUGUAGCAUGUCAAAAGUCAGAAGUGAAACAGGCAGAUAGUGCAUCUGCUGAUAAAAGUAAAUGUAAUUGGAAUUUUGAUGAAAGGAGUAUUCGAUUUUUAGACAGUAUAGAAGCUUUAUUAUCUAAUGUUAGUGAAAUUAGCCUAGUUCUUGCUUGUUCAUCUUGGUUGGUGAGAGAACUUCCUAUGGGAGGUGAGAAGAUUCUAGGAUUAAGGUGCAGUGUCAAGUUUGCAGAAAAAAUGAAACAUAGUUGUAAAGAUGAUGAUCAUCCACAAAAAAAGAAAGCAGAACAGGCUUAUAUUAAGUUUUCUACAGUUCUUAAGAAACUUUCAACACAAAGAGUACUGUUUUAUCAUAAUAUUACUGAUCCAGAUAUAUUAAAGUUAUCUAAUCAACCAUCAGAGUUAAUAAAUAAACUAUAUGAGUUACCGUGUGUUACAGCUGAUGCAUUAGAUGUCUCCAUUGAAAAACAUGAUGUUAAUACUAUGGUAAAAGAAAUAGUAGAAAUUCAUGGAUUAAAUCUGAGAAAUAUUUGUAUGUCAUUAAUAGAAAAAUGGCUGCCAUCGUCUGCUUCAAAACAAAAUGAAGAUGCAACUUGUACAUUUAGUUUUAACAGUUUUAAACUGUCUGAUCAACCUGUUGAAAUGGAUGAUGAUGAUGCAAAUUUAAAGAGAGUGAUGUAUAUAUUACAAAAGAAUGCUUUGAAAGAAAAUGCCCUUUAUUUAUAUAAUUUUGCUGAGAGUAAUAAUUCUACUAUCACCAGUCUUUGUAAGGCACGAGCUUUACUGUGUUUGUUGAAAAUAGUGGAUGAAAUAACAAUAAAAGAAACAUGGUCAGUUUCAAUACAAGAUGUAAGGCAUAAGUUGAGGAUUCGAAGUUACUUGGUAGAUUUAAGUGAACUUCAUAUUCAACACUCUGCAUCAACAUUUGAAGAAUGUAACAAAGAAGGUUUAGUAAGAGGAAUCUGGAAAAAUCAUAAUCAUCAGAAAACUGGUAUUCUAUUGGUAUGUGCCUUGUGUUUAGAUUAUAACAUCAACAGUCCACCAUUAUGGGAUGGUAUUCUCAAACAACUAUUUUUGCUCAGUAAUUUAAAGAAUUUAGAAUAUGUGUUGGUGCGACUUUCAGCUGUGGCUAAUGUUUGGUCUUUACCUUAUUAUACUAAAGCCUGGCAACACUUGUUAUCUUCUUCACUCUCUCAAGUUUCAGCUCCACUUGAUGACAGUCAAAUAGAAGAAUGUCUUCAUUAUUUCAACCUUCUUUACCAAUGUCCAGUUACAUGUAAUUUAAACUUACAACAGCUAGCCCAACAAUAUGAAAAUCUAGAUCUUGAUAUCUGUGCUGCUGCCUGUUUACUGAUGUCACCUGAUUCUGAUAGAGAUUGUGUUAAGAGUGUAUUAAGAGGUAGUAAGAGAGAUUAUUUAGAGAAAAUAGAGACAUUAACUAAACUAGGAAUGACUAGUAUAGCAGUUACACUGGUUCGUGAAGCUGUUUUUGCAAUGAUAUUAGAAGAUGAUGACUAUGUUGCUGUUAUUGAUUCUCCUUCAGAGAAAUCUUUUUUUGUUUAUGUCAUCAAAAAUGAUCAAAUUAAUGGUUUGCUGGAAUUCGCCCUUAGCAACGAAAGAUUAAAGGAAGCUAAAGCACUGUUUCAACUGUAUAUCAACUCUAAUAAUAAAAUGAUGAAUGAUGUGAUGAACUAUAUGGCUAAAAAUGGUGCCAACUCAGAAAUGGAGGCUUAUCUGAAAAUGCAAGACAUCACAGUACUGGGAAUUUGACGAACUGUAAUGAACAACUGACAGAAGUAGGCAUAUAUACCUAAGGAUUGAAGUUUGUAUGAUAAAUAUAUUAAAUUAUAAUUUGAAUAUUUAGUUAUAUUUAACAGACAUUUUUAUUUUUCCUUCACUUUCAUGUCCAGUACUUUCUCUCUAAAAUGGAUCCCAAUUAAUUCAAAAGAAUUCGAAUUCCAUUCUUUUUUUUUUGUCCAUAAUUUUCUUAUGCAAGAUAUAUAUACAUGUAGAUUGGUCAUAUUUGGAUAAAUUAUUUGUGUAUAUAAAUAGAUAUAUAUUUAUUGUAUAAUUAGAUAGUGCUGUUAUUAUAUAUCUAAAGCUUGUGGAACAAUAUUCUGAUACUCAAUAAAUAUUGUUAUAUCAUUAUACAGUGUUGGUGUAUCAUGUAUAAGUUUGAAAUUUAUUAAACCCUUUUGAUAUAAUGAUAUUGUAUUUCAGUAUUAAAAGACAAAAAACAGAUUUCUUCUGGGGUUUUUUUUUGUUUCUUUUAUGUUCCUACAUUGUAAUGAUAAUUGUAUGGUGGGGUAUGGAUUGUGAUGCAAUCAAUAUAAGGUAUAGUUGCUGCCCUAUAUGGGUGCUUAGUGCCAAGUUUUCCUGAUAUAAAGCAAAAUACAUUUUUCAAAAAAUAUUCCCCCAACCUAUACCUUGCCUAUCCAUAAAUAGAAAAAAUAUUUUUGAUAAAACAAGUCAUUGGUGGGAUGUUAUUAAACAAAUUUGAAAUUCUAUAGAUAUGUGAAUAUUAUCGAUACAUUAAAA